This is a messenger RNA of Nematostella vectensis (starlet sea anemone), 3430 nucleotides long. RefSeq names its product intraflagellar transport protein 88 homolog. NCBI's taxonomy places the organism in Eukaryota, Metazoa, Cnidaria, Anthozoa, Actiniaria, Edwardsiidae. Gene Ontology annotation, biological process: intraciliary transport; non-motile cilium assembly. Gene Ontology annotation, cellular component: non-motile cilium; ciliary base; centriole. Gene Ontology annotation, molecular function: kinesin binding. Bases 119 to 2635 code for a protein of 838 amino acids. The record is from RefSeq and is a predicted model, not a curated record. The transcript has 25 exons.
GCGAAGCAUGCUGGGUGAUAAAUUUGUUGAUGGCAACUGCAUAUAUUUGAACGAAAAUAGUCUAAGCUAAAUUUCCACGAUAUUUUAAACGUUGCGGCUUAAACCAUAGAAUACCAGGAUGCUUGGUGGCGUACAUUUAGUAGGACAAGAUGAAGACGAGGAUAUUUAUGGUGGAUAUAACGAAUAUGACCCGGCUUUUGAUACAGAGAAUCUCGAUGAAGACGAAGGAUUUCAACAAGCAAUAAAAACGAGCCAUGGACAUCGGCCAGGAGUGAAAACUGCCAAAAUUGUCCCUGUUACAGCGAAGGCAAAAGGGUUUGUUCCGGGCUCUUCCAUGGGAAGGCCGACCACAGGAAUUGCUGCUGACACCACCCAAGCUCGACCCAUGACUGCUGUGCGGUCUGCUUUGUACACAAGCAAAGGUAGUGCAGGGGGCGGCCAAUUUGACCCCUUUAACCAGACACGAGGACCCGCCCCACCAUUAGAGACUAAGGCAGAAGAUAGCCCUGAGGAGAAAGUGAAACAACUUGAGAAAAAGGUCAAUGAGUUGAUUGAGGAGAGUUGUUUUGCUAAUGCUGCCGGACAGCUUGGACUUGCAUUGGAAAAGGCGAAGGAAGCAGGCAGGAAGGAGAGAUCCCUUUGUAGACAACGAGAGCAGACUGCACUGAGUGAACAGAUCAACCUAGACCUUACAUACUCAGUGCUGUUCAACCUGGCCAAUCAGUACCAUGCGAACAAGAACUACAACGAAGCCCUCAACACGUACCAAGUUAUAGUCAAGAACAAGAUGUUCAGCAAUGCAGGGAGGCUCCGGGUCAACAUGGGCAACAUCUAUUUUGAGCAGAAGAAAUACCCACAAGCAAUCAAACAUUACCGCAUGGCGCUAGACCAAGUGCCGAAUACUCACAAGGAAAUGAGAAUCAAAAUCAUGCAGAACAUCGGCAUUGCCUUUGUCAAGAUGGGUCAGUACAGCGAUGCUGUUACAUCAUUUGAACACAUAAUGGGAGAGAAGGCAAAUUUCCAGACAGGCUUCAAUCUCAUCCUGUGCUACUAUGGACUGGGUGACCGCGAAAAGAUGAAGAAGACCUUCCAGAAACUACUGACCACCAACCUGGGGGUGGAUGACGAGGACAAAUAUGUUUCUACUCCUGAUGACGACCAACACAUGCUGAUUCUAGAAAUAAUCAGGAAUGACAAGCUGAGGAACAUUGAAAGAAAAAGAAAAUCACAGGCAGAGAAAUACAUCAUGAGUGCUGCCAAGCUGAUUGCUCCUGCUAUUGAGAAUACAUUUGCUGCUGGAUUUGACUGGUGUAUAGAGUGUGUGAAAGUGUCACCGUAUGUCGAGCUGGCUAAUGAGAUAGAGAUCACCAAGGCAGUGACGUACCUCAAGCAGAAAGACUUGUCCAAGGCUGUGGAGUGCCUCAAGGGCUUUGAAAAGAAGGACUCUAAGGUGCAAUCAACGGCAGCUACCAACCUGUCCUUCCUCUACUUUCUGGAAAAUGAACUAUCCCAAGCCGACAAGUAUGCAGAGCUUGCAAUGCAAGCAGACAGAUACAACCCAGCCGCCCUGGUGAACAAAGGCAACUGUCUCUACUCUCAAGGGGAAUAUGAGAAAGCACGCGAAUUCUACCAAGAGGCCUACAAUGUAGAGGCAACGUGCACAGAAGCACUAUUCAACUUAGGGCUUGUGUUCAAGAAGCUUGGCCAAUAUGAAGAAGCUCUUGACUGCUUCACCAAGCUUCACGCUAUUCUGCGUAACCACCCUCAGGUCCUUUACCAACUGGCAAACAUAUAUGAGCAUCUUGAAGAUAUGAAUCAAGCUACCGAAUGGUACAUGCAGUUGGUGUCAGUGGUACCAACUGACCCCUCCAUCCUUGCCAAACUCGGUGAGAUUUACGACAACGAGCAAGACAAGUCCCAGGCGUUCCAGUACCACUAUGAGUCUUACCGCUACUUCCCGUCCAAUAUCGAGAUCAUAUCGUGGCUCGGAGCAUACUAUAUCGACUCCCAGUUCUGCGAAAAGGCUAUACACUACUUUGAGAGGGCCGCCGUUAUUCAACCAAACGAAGUCAAAUGGCAGUUGAUGAUAGCUAGCUGUUACCGUCGGAGUGGCAACUACCAACAAGCCUUAGAAACGUAUAAGGGCAUCCACCAAAAGUUCCCGGAUAACGUGGAGUGUCUAAAGUUCCUUGUGCGGAUCUGUACGGAUCUCGGGCUCAAGGACGUGCAGGAGUAUGCGCAAAAGCUCAAGAAAGCCGAGAAAGCGCGAGAGUUGAAACAGCAGCGAGCUAACAGUGGUACAAGCCGUAAGGGUAGCGCUCGCAGCGGUAGUGCCAGUCGACCCGGUGCCGCGGGCUCAAGAAACAACAGCGCGGACAGCGAGGGACGCAUCAACAGCGGACAGAAUAGCCGGACAGGUAGCAGCACGGCUCCACGGUCCGGACGCGUCCGGGCCGCCUUAGCGGACACCGAUGAUUCAUACAGGAUAUCAAGCCCAAAGGAAGUCGACGCUACGUACGCUGACCCCCUGGGUGAGGCCCCGCCUCGUCCCAAGACAGCAGGCCGCCAGCGUCACCAGCCCCAAGAGGACGAGUUCGCCGAUGAAGAACUCGGGGACGACCUUUUGCCCGAAUAGACCCCACAGUUCUCCGAUGAAGAACUCGGGGACGACCUUCUGCCUGAAUAGACCCGACAGUUCGCCGAUGAAGAACUCGGGGACGACCUUUUGCCCGAAUAGACCCCACAGUUCUCCGAUGAAGAACUCGGGGACGACCUUCUGCCUGAAUAGACCCGACAGUUCGCCGAUGAAGAACUCGGGGACAACCUUUUGCCCGAAUAGACCCCACAGUUCUCCAAUGAAGAACUCGGGGACGACCUUCUGCCUGAAUAGACCCGACAGUUCGCCGAUGAAGAACUCGGGGACAACCUUUUGCCCGAAUAGACCCCACAGUUCUCCGAUGAAGAACUCGCGCCCAAACUUCUGACGGAAUACACCCGACAGUUCGCCGAUAAAGAACACACGCCUCGCCCGAGUAGAUCAGACUGUUCGCCUAGUUCGCUUAUUUCACAUACAAACCUGUCCUGAUAAAACAACUUUGUUUUCUUGGUCAUCAAAGAAUAGCAGUCAGAAUCUCGGGAGAGGUGGUAUAUCUAUCCCUAAUGGGUUGCCAUAUCUUUUAAAUUUAAAAAGUCUCCGUCAGCCGCCAUGUGCGAGAAUGCAGAUGGCCGUUUGAUACAUUUCUAUCGGCGAAUUGAGAAAGCGAGAAAGCGGCCGUGAUAUGUUCGAUUGGUAAAUGACUUUCAGUUUUGGAUGAGAACAAAUACAAAUAUGCGCUUGACUGUCGCUCUUUAACCCUUUAACCGGUAUGCUUUGUGUAGUGCCGAUCUGUGUGUAUAUAUUGUAAAGAAAAUAAAUUAUUGCAAACCAUUA